CCCGAUGGCGGAGGGCGGCGACAGCCCGGAGAGCGUCCCCGAGCACGAGCGGAUCCUGCAGGAGAUCCAGAGCACCGACACCGCCUGCGUCGGGCCCACGCUGCGGUCCGUCUACGAUGACCAGCCAAAUGCACACCAAAAGUUUAUGGAAAAAUUAGAUGCCUGUAUCCGUAAUCAUGAUAGGGAAAUUGAAAAGAUGUGUAAUUUUCACCACCAGGGUUUUGUGGAUGCUAUUACGGAACUCCUUAAAGUGAGGACAGAUGCCGAAAAAUUGAAGGUUCAAGUUACCGACACCAACCGAAAGCUUCAAGAAGCGGGAAAAGAGGUGAUGGCACAGUCAGAAGAAAUCAUCCGGUGUAGAGUUCAGCAGAGAAAUAUCACAACCGUAGUAGAAAAAUUGCAGCUGUGCCUUCCAGUGUUGGAAAUGUACAGUAAACUGAAGGAACAGAUGAGUGUCAAAAGGUAUUACUCCGCUCUAAAAACUAUGGAACAAUUAGAAAACACGUAUUUCCCCUUGGUGAGCCAAUACCGCUUUUGUCAGAUAAUGAUAGAAAAUCUUCCCAAACUGCGUGCUGAAAUAAAAGAUAUUUCCAUGUCCGACCUCAAGGACUUUUUAGAGAGUAUUCGAAAGCAUUCCGACAAGAUAGGCGAAACGGCAAUGAAACAGGCCCAGCAGCAGAAAAUCUUGAAUGGUGUUCUUCAGACCCAAACCAAUAUAAUUUGUGGGAGAAGUGUAUAUACUAAUAGUAGAAUUCUCGACCAAGGAAAAGAGGUCCCAUCAAAGCAAGCUCUUGAGGAAGAGGAUGACAAUGAAGAGGAGGUGCUAACAGCUCAAGAUCUUGUCGAUUUUUCCCCUGUAUACAGAUGUUUGCACAUUUAUUCCGUUUUGGGCGAUGAAGAGACUUUCGAAAACUAUUACCGAAAACAGAGAAAGAAGCAAGCAAGAUUGGUCCUGCAGCCCCAGGCGAACAUGCAUGAAACAGCUGAAGGCUACAGAAGAUAUUUCAGUCAAAUUGUAGGGUUCUUUGUGGUGGAAGAUCACAUUUUGCAUGUGACGCAAGGCUUGGUAACCAGAGCAUAUACUGAUGGGCUUUGGAACAUGGCCCUUAACAAGAUCAUUGCUGUCCUUCGAGCUCAUUCUUCUUAUUGCACUGAUCCUGAUCUUGUUUUGGAGCUGAAGAAUCUCAUUGUUGUGUUUGCUGAAACUCUGCAGGAUUAUGGCUUUCCAGUGAGUCGACUCUUCGAUCUUUUAUUUGAAAUAAAGGAGCAGUAUGGUGAGACGCUGCUUAAGAAAUGGGCUGGAGUAUUCAGGAAUAUUUUUGAAGAGGAUAACUACAGCCCUAUCCCUGUAGCUAAUGAAGAAGAAUAUAAAAUUAUAAUUAGCAGAUUUCCCUUUCAAGACACAGAUCUUGAUAAGCAACUCUUCCCAAAGAAAUUCCCGAUGUCUCAGUCAGUGCCUCAGAUUUACAUUCAGGUUAAAGAAUUUAUUUAUGCAAGUCUUAAAUUCUCAGAGUCCCUUCACCGCAGUUCAACAGAAAUAGACGAUAUGCUCAGAAAAUCAACAAACCUGUUGCUGACGAGAACUUUGAGUAGCUGUUUACAAAAUCUUAUCAAGAAGCCUCACAUCGGUUUGACAGAGCUAGUGCAAAUCAUCAUAAACACAACACACCUGGAACAAGCCUGUAAAUACCUUGAGGAUUUCAUCACUAACAUUACAAAUGUUUCCCAAGAAACUGUUCAUACUACAAGGCUUUAUGGACUUUCAACUUUUAAGGAUGCCCGGCAUUCAGCAGAAGGAGAAAUAUAUACAAAACUGAACCAAAAGAUUGAUGAAUUUGUUCAGCUGGCUGACUAUGACUGGACAAUGUCUGAGCCGAAUGGGAGAGCUAGUGGUUAUCUAAUAGAUCUUAUUAACUUCUUAAGAAGCACCUUUCAAGUGUUUACUCACUUGCCUAAGAGCAACAGCGACCAUGCAGCCAUGUCGGGGAAAGUUGCCCAGACAGCUUGCAUGUCAGCCUGCCAACAUCUAUCAACAUCUUUAAUGCAGAUGCUGUUAAACAAUGAAUUAAAACAGAUAAGCAUGGGAGCGGUUCAGCAAUUUAACCUAGAUGUCAUACAGUGUGAAUUGUUUGCCAGCUCUGAGCCGGUCCCGGGAUUCCAGGGAGAUACCUUGCAGUUGGCAUUCAUUGACCUCAGACAACUCCUGGAUCUCUUUAUGGUGUGGGACUGGUCUACUUACCUAGCGGACUAUGGACAACCAACUUCUAAGUACUUACGAGUCAACCCCAGCACUGCCCUCGCCAUUUUGGAAAGAAUGAAGGAUCCUUACAAAAAGAACAAUAUAUUUGCCCAGUUCAGGAAGAAUGACCGAGACAAGCAGAAGUUAAUCGAGACGGUGGUGAAGCAGCUGAGAACCUUAGCGAACGGGAUGUCCCAACACGCCUAGGGGGGCCAGCCCCUCCAUACCAGACGGGACUGCGCUGAGAGCAACAUCCCCAUCGCCCUUCCUCUCUCUCCCCCUCCCCCACCAACCGCACCCCCUCCUCUUCCCCCUCCCCUGGAGAAGGGGGUCCAGACCCGCCCCCACAGAUUGGAGGCAAAGCUCGGGUUUUGGGGUGUGCAGGUCCGGCCCCCUGGAAACACCCCCCCCAAUAGUAAAUACCAUUUGUAGGUAUUUUUGAGUAAUCGAAUACUAUUUUGUAUAUUGUAAACACUCCAGCGGUGGCUUUUUCAUGUGGAGGAAAACAAAAAAAAAGAAAUUGACUAAAAUAAAACCCCAGGGUGACCGGGCGACCCGUGAAGUGU
This is a messenger RNA of Tachyglossus aculeatus (Australian echidna), 2805 nucleotides long. RefSeq names its product exocyst complex component 6 (gene EXOC6). Gene Ontology annotation, cellular component: exocyst; membrane. Gene Ontology annotation, biological process: exocytosis; Golgi to plasma membrane transport; intracellular protein transport. The record is from RefSeq and is a predicted model, not a curated record. Lineage: Eukaryota; Metazoa; Chordata; Mammalia; Monotremata; Tachyglossidae. The transcript is spliced from 23 exons. The coding region runs from base 5 to 2446 and encodes 813 amino acids.